GAAGGCCUUCCGACGACCGAGAGCCGAGGACGAGCCCCUGCUGAAGCGACCGGGUUGUGAUUUGGACCAUAAGCUCCUGACUUCCUCUUCCGCGGACCUCCGAGAAGCCGGAGAAUGGAGGACCACCCGUACGCGCUGCGCGGAGCUGGCGACUUCGUUGGAGCUCCACCGCCGCCGCCCCCCCCCUCCCAGCCCCCCGGCGGCAGCCACCGGAAUCGACUACGGAGCUGGUGGAGACUACGAUGGAGCUCCUGGCCUCCCUACGGCCAUCAGACGAGCUCCGGCGCCGACUCCGACACCCAGACAUCCGACGCCGGUUCCGCCAGCUCCGCGCGAUCCGCCGACUCCGCCAGGGACUGGCCCGCAGGUAAGUUAUCAGGUUAGUGAUACACUUGUCCCUUUAAACUUACACUUUCACUGCACUGUUUAAAGUACUGUUAUUGGUUUGUAUGGGCACUUUAUUUUAUAUUCUACUGUAAAUGUAAUGUUACAAUUCUUGCACUUUGUUGAUUGUUGAUUGUUUAAUGUUGUCUAAUGUUGCACCACCCGCCAUGACACAUUCCUUGUAUGUGAAAAUAUAGUUUACAAUAGAUAAAUAGAUGGAUAGACAGACCGAGAGACAAUUGAUAGACAGAUAGACGGAUGGAUAGAGCGAUGAACAGAUACCCCAGUCCCCCAGAAACCAGAAGAGUCUCCCAGGAGCAGCAGGAAGAGGAGGAGCCCGACUGCCCGGCAGGACCGAUAAAGUUCCAGACAGCCUUCCCUCGCGCCUGGCGGGGGAAGGCUGGUUGGCCUGGUUCUACUUUUUUAUUUAGGUAUCGAUUGCUGUGACACAGAAGAGUCUACCGGGAUCUCCUUAACGACGACGAAGAAGAUGACGAGGGAGGACCACAUGAGAAGGAUGAAGGACUACAGGACCAGAUGAAGAGCGGCGGUUGCCUUUCUUUUCGUGGGCGGAGGCAGGACUCCUCUGUCUCACGCCCAGCUGGAGGUGGAUGUCAACCAACCCGUCACCUUCAGCAGACCACGACACAAGUCAAUCAGGACCCCCCCCCCGCCCGCCCGUCCACCCAGCCCCCCGACACCGCCCGCCCGUCCACCCAGGAAGCAGCUGUGAAGAAGACGGACACUUCAGCCUGAACGAGACUUAAUAAUCCUUUCAUUUGUCCCAUGGAAUACUCACUAUACGUUCAUGUUAACUGUGUACAGUAUUUAGAUUAUUUCCUGAUUUUAAUAAAUACAUGUACAACA
Messenger RNA from Pseudoliparis swirei, 1251 nucleotides. Its product is annotated as H/ACA ribonucleoprotein complex non-core subunit NAF1-like. Lineage: Eukaryota; Metazoa; Chordata; Actinopteri; Perciformes; Liparidae. The record is from RefSeq and is a predicted model, not a curated record. The transcript is spliced from 6 exons. The coding region runs from base 115 to 384 and encodes 89 amino acids.